Molecule: messenger RNA, 4768 nt
Organism: Sinocyclocheilus grahami
Lineage: Eukaryota; Metazoa; Chordata; Actinopteri; Cypriniformes; Cyprinidae
Gene: myt1a
Product: myelin transcription factor 1a
Exons: 26
Coding region: 1-3861 (1286 amino acids)
Biological process (GO): regulation of transcription by RNA polymerase II
Cellular component (GO): nucleus
Molecular function (GO): DNA-binding transcription factor activity, RNA polymerase II-specific; zinc ion binding; RNA polymerase II cis-regulatory region sequence-specific DNA binding
Source: RefSeq, a predicted model, not a curated record
AUGGUUUACUAUGCUGAUGAUGUCACGGCGCAGGGUAGAGGAGGGGUGGACAAUGGGCCUCGGCACGAGACUCGUUCUGAAGGGGAGGUACUGUACAACACUGAAGUUAACACACAGAGCCUACAAAGAGCAAGAGGCCGCUCGCAUCUCCUUGAAAAAACGUCGUUUGCUUGUGAGAAUGAGUUCAGAGGGCAGCUGCUGAGCCAGAGGUGGACACGAGGGGACAGAGCCAGCAGCUGUGAGAACAAGAGGAGUAGGAGACUAAAAAUGAGCCAAGACGCAGAUGAGAAGCGGACGAGGACACGCUCAAAAGGAAUCAGAGUUCCUCUUGAGCUUGUCGGACAAGAGUACAGCUGUCCUACACCAGGAUGUGACGGCUUAGGCCAUGUCAGUGGAAAGUAUGCACGACACAGAAGUUCAUUGGGCUGCCCAUUAGCUAAGAAAAGAAAACUCCAGGAGGCCGAGGAGAAUCAGCCAGCCCCCAAAAAGAAGCCCAACCCCCUAAAGCUGGCCAUGGAUGAUGGGUUUAAUGCAGACAGUGACACAAACAGUGAAACAGAAACAAAAGAUGAGGGAGUAGAAUCUGAAGAGGACACUACUGAUAAAGAGAUGGAAGCAAAAGAAAAAACACCUACAUCAGAAGCAAUGACAGAAGAAAUUUCACAAGUGGAUUCAGAAGAGAAAAAGACACCUGUCAGAGAAACAUCAAGUUUAGUGCCAGAGAGCGAAAUUGAGAAGGAAGAAGCCAAUAUCGAGGCUAUGUCCAUCCAACAAAUCACCAUGGAUGCUGAGGCAGAGGAGGGGCUACAGGUCACUGAAGAAAUUCAGGCUCGAGAGGAAGAGGUAGAGGAGGAAGCAGAAGAGAUUACAGAGGAAGAGCGUGUGACCCAGCAGCUGAAAGAGACUGACGAGCUUGUGACAACAGUUGAGGAAGAAGAGGAGGAUGAUGAGGAAGAGGAAGAGGGGGAAGAGGAGACACAAUGUUUGAGCCAGAAGAACAACUCGGACCACCAGUACUUCAGUGGAGACUUUGGCAAAAUCCAGACCAAAGACACUGGGGAGACAGAGAAGGACAGUGAAGAUGAUGAUGAUGAUGAGGAAGAAGAUGAGGAGAUCCAAUCCCAGGUAGAGCCUUCCUCCUUAAUUGCCCCUGUCCCCGCUGCUUCAGCUCAGGAAUUAGACAUGAUGACGCACAGCAACAUCAAUCUAAACCACCCUCUUGGUGAAGAUGAGGAGGAGGAGGAUGAAGACGAAAGAGAUGAUGCUUCGGAUAAAGACUCACCCACUGUAGUCAUCGAGCUGGGUUCAGAGGGAGAGGAAGAGGAAGAGGAAGAAGAGGAAGAUGACGGAGAAGAAGAGGAGGCUGAUGAAGCGGAUGAUGACGAGUUGGACAGCAUGUCACAGAGGUCAGAUGUCACAGAUGACUCAGAGACGUACGACAUGACACGGGGGAACCUGGGACUUCUGGAACAGGCCAUUGCACUGAAAGCCAAACAAACAGGCCGCAGUUCUGAAGAGAGCUGCUCUCCUGAGCAGCAGUGCUACCACAGCUCAGAGGAGAGGAUGAGUAAUACCAUGGACAUCACAGCUCGUAGAGCAUACUAUGGCAAAGAAGGUUCUAGAUCAGAGAAGAAGGAAGUAAAGUGCCCUACUCCAGGAUGUGAUGGGGCAGGUCAUGUGACUGGAUUAUACCCACACCACCGCAGCCUUUCUGGGUGCCCACACAAGGACAGAAUCCCUCCAGAGGUCUUGGCGAUGCACGAGAAUAUACUUAAGUGUCCAACACCUGGAUGCACUGGACAGGGACAUGUGAACAGCAACCGCAACACACAUCGCAGUCUCUCUGGCUGCCCUAUUGCUGCUGCAGGGAAACAGAAAAGCCAUGAAAAGCAGUCACAGCCGCAGACCUCUGUCAGUGAUCCUGCCAGCGGAGGCUCAAACUCUGACAGAGUUCUCAGGCCGAUGUGUUUUGUGAAACAGCUGGACAUCCCUCAGUACGGUAGCUACAGGCCCAAUGCCAUGCCAGCCACUCCUCGUGCUAACCUGGCUAAGGAGCUGGAGAAGUAUUCUAAGGUGUCUUUCGACUAUGCAAGCUUCGAUGUACAGGUGUUCGGCAAGCGCAUGCUUGCACCCAAGAUGCCCACCAGCGAAACCUCACCUAAAGCCUUCAAAUCCUUGUCCCCCAGCCACAGCCUGUCAGGAGGCUACACCAAAAGCAGCUCCUCUUCCACCUCAAGUGGGUACGAUUAUACCCAUGAUGCCGAAGCCGCACACAUGGCUGCCACUGCCAUUCUCAACCUGUCCACCCGCUGCUGGGAGAGGCCUGAAAACCUCAGCACCAGACAGCCAGAUCAGGCCAGCAAAGACAUGGACAUUGAGGUGGAUGAGAAUGGCACACUGGACCUCAGCAUGAAGAAACCCAAGAGGGAAGGUGUCAGGUCACCAGACCCAUCUUCACCCUCGUCAUCAUCUUCUCAACACCAUGGCGUCAACUCACCCCACUCCAGCCACACCUAUAAACAAGAGGAGUGGGAGGGGCCUCUGGACUACACCAAGUCAAACCGACAGAAAGAGGAGGAGCCAGAGGAGGUUGAGUACACCACACACUCAUACGCUUCCUCUGAUGGAGACGAUGAUGAUGCCACUCAGGAGAGCACGGAGGACAGGAAAUACCCUGGUGAGGUCACAACCUCCAGCUUCAAAGUCAAAUUCCAGCCUAAGGACAGCAAGAAAGAGGUCUUGCUAUGUCCCACCCCAGGUUGUGAUGGCAGUGGACAUAUAACUGGGAACUAUGCAUCACACCGCAGUCUCUCUGGUUGUCCCCUUGCUGAUAAAAGUCUUCGGACCCUCAUGGCUGCCCACUCUGCUGAACUCAAAUGUCCCACCCCAGGUUGUGAUGGCAGUGGACAUAUAACUGGGAACUAUGCAUCACACCGCAGUCUCUCUGGUUGUCCCCUUGCUGAUAAAAGUCUUCGGACCCUCAUGGCUGCCCACUCUGCUGAACUCAAAUGCCCUACCCCAGGUUGUGAUGGAACAGGACACAUCACUGGAAACUAUGCUUCCCAUAGAAGUCUGUCUGGAUGUCCACGUGCCAAGAAGGGAGGAAUCAAAACCACCCCGACUAAGGAUGACAAGGAAGAUUCUGAGAUCCUAAAGUGCCCGGUGCCAGGCUGUGACAGUCUGGGGCAUAUCAGUGGGAAAUAUGCCACUCACCGCAGUGCCUAUGGGUGCCCACUGGCAGCACGCCAGCAGAAGGAGGGCAUGUUAAAUGGCACUCCAUUCUCCUGGAAGGCCUUCAAGACUGAAGGCCCGACCUGCCCUACGCCAGGAUGUGAUGGAUCAGGACAUGCCAACGGCAGCUUUCUCACUCAUCGCAGUCUAUCAGGUUGCCCUAGAGCUUCAGCUAACAAGAAGAGAGCCAGGUUCCCAGGAGAUGAUUACAUCAGCAAGAAAUUCAGGGCAAGUGAUGUUCUUGACAAUGAUGAAGACAUAAAACAGCUGAACAAAGAGAUCAAUGAACUGAAUGAGUCGAACUCUGAGAUGGAAGCAGACAUGGACAACCUCCAUACACAGAUCUCAUCCAUGGAGAAGAACCUCAAGAGCAUGGAGGAAGAAAAUAAACUCAUAGAGGAGAAGAAUGAGGCUCUGUUCAUGGAACUGUCAGGCCUGAGCCAGGCUCUUAUCCGCAGCCUUGCCAACAUCCGUCUACCACAGAUGCAAGGGCCCAUCACUGAGCAGAAUUUUGACGCCUGCGUGGACACCCUGACCCACAUGUUCACCGAUAAGGAGUGCUAUCAGAACCCAGAGAACCGAGCCCUACUCGAGUCGAUCAACCAGGCUGUCAAAGGCAUUGAGGUGUGAGCAGAGGAGCAGCAGCUGCAAGACACUGUGGGUUAAAUAACCAGACUAACAACAUAAAAAUACUGUUUUAAGGACAUUCAGGUUUUGUAUGUGGCACCCUCCGUAAACGCGGAACAUCACGAGACCCAUGGAAGUCAGAGAAAAGGACCAAAUUCCAAUUCCAAACUAUGCUGCUUAGCAAUUUUGAUGAGAUACAAGAUCCUUUGCCUCUUAAACCAAGCUGGCUCUUCUUGUUUUGGGGUAUAUUUUGGAGCAAACCAUUUGUUACUGUUUUCUAGAGCAACUCUCACCAACACUGAUCUGCCUUUUUACUUCCCUCAGUGCAUGGAGGUUGCCGUGAACAAUAAGUUGUGAGAUUGUCGUGUGUCUGUGGAGGAGAGUCUAUGUGUGUAUGCGUAACAGAGUGUUUUAUGUGUAACGUCCGAAGGUGAAUUCCCAAUUAAUGACCUCCCUUGACAAAAUAUGAUUAGUAUGCAGCACUGCUACAUUUGAUCCCUGUAUGAUAAUGUUGUCUCAUAUUUGGUGUAAAUGUUCUCCUGUUCCAUUCAGUAAUAUUUAUCGUAUUUGAGAACAUAGAUAUUGCACUUCCAUGAAUAGUUUGUAGUUCCAUCGUCAUGUUAUUAUUGUAAUUAUUAUUAUUAUUAUUAUGGCUAUUUAAAUUGGGUCCUUGAAAUGUAAGUUUAAUGUAUUAUUUAUUCAUGUUAAGGGUUAUUUUAUUUAUUUAUUAAUCAGUGUCUAUUUAUGGACUUAAUUUAUUUCACAAAGCAAAAUUCUAUACACAGCUUUUAAACAGUUAUUAAGAGGAGAGACGUUGCCUUCUGCGUUGUGAAAGAGGCAAUAUUUUAAGAAUAUCGACAGCAAAUUGUUUUAUAAACCUUCCUAUUUAUUUUAAAGACAGAGAUUUAUA